UAUGUCGGUAUUACACACGUGUUGCUUCAUAUAUACACCGGUAAAUCUCGCCUACUUGUUUACAAAUGUGUUUUUGAUGCUGUAAAGUUCCUGCUAGGCUUCAAACGGCGGUAAAAUGGAAGAUAUAACUUCAGAAUUAAUAAAACAGAUGAAAGAUUAUCCUAUCAACGAAAAAAUAUCUGAAUUAUUUAACCUAACAGAUAAUAAAGAAACGCUGAUUAAAACACGACAAGUUAUUCAAGAUCUUAAAAAAGAACCGGACUUGUUAAGUAACAAGCUUAUACUCCGCAGUCUGAGUUAUCUUUUCUUUAAACAUAGUGAAGAAGGGUCUAAAAUUUCUGUACGGAGACUUUUAUCAAGUUUUUUCAACAGUUUAUCAAAACCUACGCAAAGUGAUCUGGGUGACAUUUUUCAUAAUCUAACUUUGACAAAAACUGGAGAGACCAUUUUAUUGGACACAUCUUCUGUUGUGAUUCGUCAGAAUGUCGACAUUUUGGCAAGUCUGUUAGAGAAUUUUCAACUUGGCGAAGUUUGUGUACGUCGCGCUGUCAUUCCAUACACUGAUUAUUUAGUGAAAGCACAUGGACAUUUUCUGAUGCUGACAAGAGCUGCAUUGUCUCCAGUAGAAUUAAAUGUAGCCAUGCAUCACUGUCUUGUGACAGAGCAACUCUUAAACCGAAUGAUCCAAAAAUGUUUUGAUACUUUGCUGGGUAAAUUGGAGGCACAGGAGAACGGCGUUCAAAACACGCUACGUAACUUGAUAAUUACGAAUAUUGAUAUUUUACGCAAUGACAAUAUGUUAAUUGACUGUCGCUGUAAUGCUGGUAUAACCUUGACCUUUGUGUUGCGAUUGUGUUGUGACAACCAAUUAUCUAAUUUAUUAGUUAAAAUGUUCGAUAAUGGGUCACAUUUCAUAAACAUUCAACUUCCGGAAUGGUUGAAAGAAACGAAAAUUAUUGAUUUGAAUAGUCGAAGUCUUUCCUCCACAAGUUACCUGUGUUUUUUAUUUGGAAUCCUGUCCAAGCUAAACCCAGAACAUUUAGUGGUUGAGUUUUCAGAAGACAAAUAUCUACUCACCGACGUUUUUCUUUCUGAAACCAUGCAACUUGUUUCCAAAGUCACAAAUCCAGCGAGUAAAGUUGUUUUAGCAAAGUUGAUCUACUUAUGGACGAUGAAAGCCAAUUCACUGACAGAAACACAAAUUCCAUCACCUUUACAGGUUAGGUUAUUGGGUCAUAGUGAAGAUACCAGGUUGAUUCUAGACUAUAUCUGGACUUCAUUAGAUGAUUCACUCGAUGCCGUUAGACAGAAUGCUAAAUUAGCCUUCGAUCAAAUACUCAAAACGCAUCUCAAAUUAGUAACCAGUCUCAAAACUGACAACAGCGAUUCCUUUAUUUCAAAACUUAUUCAAGAUGUGCUCGAUAUUCCUUGGUGUAAAAGAGGAAAAUAUGCACCGUUGACUUGCUUAGUCGGAUCUUUGGGAACAAGUCGUUUGUUGGAAGCUUGCCCCAACAUUACAGAGCGUGUCAUAUUACAACUUGAUGAUCAUACACUGGCUAGUUACUGCGGUGAAUUUUACGAGAAACUAUUCGAAAGUCAUAAGAAAGAGUUGGGUGAAGACAGAUCGCCUGAGUGGUUGACAAUGUGGGUGAAUCCUGUCAUUGAAGCUUUGUGUUCGGGAACGAAGAGAACUAAAACACACAUCUUACAAUACAUUCUUCCAAAACUAAUGUCUUGUAGUAAUAACAUACUUCAAUAUAUGAUCAAAUAUCUCUCGAAUAAAGGGUCGCAGUCUAAAGGAACUCUAGGGGCUCUUAUCAUGUGUCUUCGGCGCGGAAGGUCUAUGGGACUCUUGGAUGAUAAACAGAGUGAUUCAGAGAUGUGGUGUGGUGUUGUUCUGGUUAGCGUUUUAAAGUAUGCUUUAUCUUCUCUAGAUGAACAAAUUCGGUUGGAUGCAUAUUCAUUAUUAUGCGAAAACAAAAAAACUACCGAAGCAAUUAAACCAGUAGAAUUCGAAUUAGUCAAAUUUUUUAUUCCUGCUAAUCUGAACAAUCAGUCACCUUCGUUUCGCCAACAUGUUUCUGCGUACACAAAAAAGUUUUUCGUCCGAAUGAAAGACAGUGAAAAUUCAUUAAUAAGACAAUUAAAGAAAGCUAAGAAGGAGACGCUAAUUUUGAAAAGUAAUUUAGAACAAUACAAAAUCUUUCUGGUGUGGCUUCAGCAUCAUCUGUUUUCAAGUUUGUAUCCAGGAGCAGCUUUCGCUACACGCACCUCCUGUUUGAGAAUGUUGGGCAGUAUGCUUGAUGUUUUACAAAAUGACAUCAAUGAUCAUUCUUUUUCAUUCUAUGCCGAUUUCAACUCCUCUCAUGUUAACACAAUCCUUGAAUGUAUAGCCGACACAUUUGAAGAAAAUAAAAUUGAAGCGUUAAAGAUUUUUCAGGGUUACUUAAAAUCUGCGCAAGAACCUGUCCUGAAAAACAAACAAUUAAAAGAACUGUUUCAGACAUGUGUAGAACUCUCAGUUAGCACCCGACCCCAAGACAGUACAGCAUCAGCUUAUCUGGCGCGUUGUCUGCUCAAAUUGGAGCAAACAUCAGUGGUCAUUGAUGCACAUAAGAUUAAUUUAAAAGUGAUUGCCCAUUGUGAUAAAAUUCAACUUAAUACAGAUUGUGAUAGGGAUGGGGUGAGAUAUUUGAAAUUUUUAGAAAUGAUGAUUCUCUCUUUACAAGACCAGACUGAAGUAGCUAAAAAAGGAUUAAUCAUUGCUGCAGCAAAUCGACCCAUUUACCCCACAAUACACUGCAUAAGGUAUGUCCUGAAAGACAUCAAGUUAAAUUCUUACAACAGCAGCAAAUCCUGGAAGAAGAUGUUGGAAGAACUUAUAAAAUCCUGCUUGGAAGUAGCGAAGGUAGUUUCACCAGUUGUCCAAGAUUCAUCUCCAGAGGGAAAUGUUCCAGCUGAAGCCAUCCGUGGACCAGGAUUAAAUUUUGAUGCCAUCAUUGAGACUGAAGAAGAUAAACAGUUAAUGCUUGAAGCAGAAGAAAGUGAAAAAACAGUUACUUUAAUGCCGGAGUAUUUAGUGGUUUGCUGUUGGAGAAGCAUUAAAGAAGUUUCUCUUCUUUUAGGGGAAAUAACCCAUAAAGCCGAUACGUAUGAUCCAGAUGGAAAUGAUGAAGGUCUUUUAUCAUUUGAACAGAUUGAGGAGAUUGGCGAUUAUUUCAUUACUCAGUUGUUAGCUUCAAAACACAGAGGAGCAUUUGAGCUGGCUUAUGCCGGAUUUAUUAUGAUGUGCGAAAGGUUAUGGAGAAGUCCAAUAUCAAAGCUUCACCAACUUCCUAGUCAGUGGUUGGAUAAACUUUUGAAUGAUAUCACCAGGGAUGAUGGAAACUCUGGUCUCUGUUCCACAAGAAGAAGUGCUGGAAUACCUUUCUAUGCUCAAGCUUUACUAACAACUGAACCACUUGCUAAUGAACAGAGAUGCUUUAACCAGACCAUGAAAAGAUUGCUGGAGCUAAGUGUAUGCAAAACCUCAACCUCCACAACUGAUAAUCCUCCCAAAGUCCAUGCUUUGAAUAUACUUCGAGUUCUUUUUAAGGACAACAAACUUGGCGAUUUUGUGGCACCCUACAUAUCAGCUGGAUUAAAGGCAUCAAUCUUGGGUUUCAAGUCCAAGUACUGGUCAGUGAGGAACUCCUCAACAUUAUUACUUAGUGCCCUGAUGGUUAGAAUAUUUGGCGUUAAAGUUUCUAAAGAUGACUCAGAUCUUUCCAGAAAGAAUUGCUUAACUGGGAGAGCUUUCUUUCAUCGUUUCCCUGAAGUUUACAAUUUUCUUUUGACUGAAUUUGUAGAGGCUACUAGUGUACCUGAAACUCGCAAUGCUCUGCAUCUUCAUCCAAGUCUAUACCCUGUUUUAAUGGUUCUUGGAAGACUUUUUCCAUCGGCACUGGAGGGAACAGAUACAAAUUUAAAUUUAGCUGCCUUUGUACCGUUAGUGAUCCAUUGUGCAUCCAGUCCUGUAUUUAAGACUAGAGUAAUGGCAGCGAGAGCUAUACAACCCCUGGUAGAAAAGGACAGACUAGAUUCUAUCUUGUUGGAACUGAUACACCUGCUUCCCACAAAACCUGAUGCUCAAAUCAGCUACAGCCACACCCACGGUAUUUUGCUGCAGAUAAAGUUUCUGCUUGAUUCAGUACUUGAGCUUAGCAGAUCUGUACAGGCCAUUGUGGCGUUUAAGUUGACACCCAUACUCUCACAGUACACAUGGAUCUUAUCAGAAGAUAGCAAAGCACCAAUGGUCAUAGAAGAAGCAUUUGAAGUCUUUGAUCGAGUUCUUUCAUUAAAAACUUGUAGCAAGGAAACUGUUUGUGUAAAUCCUGUUUAUGAAACGUUUUGUGAACAUCUGACUAGAGCUAUAAAAGAUGAUGUAUCCAGUUGGCCAGGAAGCGACAUUUGUAAAGUAACAAUAUCCAAUCUAGCCUUGAAAUAUCUGCUGAUACCAGUGGACAGAGAACAAAAUGGUGGGUGUGUGGUGUUGGGGAGGAUUUCUGUAUAUCUACACUUGCUAAACUCCAGUUCAUAUGAAGUGAGGUUGGCAGUAUUAGAUCGGAUUCUUUCAGUACUGAAAUGGUCAAGAUCAAAUCCAGGAAAUAACAAAAAUGAAGUUUAUCCAUUAUUUACACUUGUGUCCAGUUCAAAGGAUCUUUUAAAACAUCUUUUGACGAUGGCACUUUUCAGAGAAUGGCAUUUUGAAUGUUUAUCAAGGGUCUUUGAGGUCCUUGCUCAGUUCCCAAGAUGUGUUGAGCAGAUAAAUGAAUUAGAAAUAAGGAUGGGUGAUGCCAGCGAAAAAACUUUUACCACAACGGAUGUCAUGUCUUUGAGUCUAUCCAGACUAGAAUCAGAAAGGAGAGAUUCUGUGAAGUGUUCUAUCAUAAAGGUUACAUCCAGGUUUGGUAGUCUUCUCUAUAAGCUGAUGGCUGAUGUUCCUGACAAAAUCAUAUUGCUUUAUAAAAAUUGGUUUUCGCUAUUGCGGGAAUACUCAGCCACAGAACAAGAUGGAGAUCUACAGCUUGCUGUAGCAGAAGUUAUUCUAGAAAACACUGAAACACUUCUUCUAGAUCCGCUAAAUAUUAUCAAAUAUUUAUCCAUAACAGAUAUUUGGCAUAUUCUAUUUAACCUCCUUCAAGAAGACGAUCUCGAUGUGAAAGAGGUAGCAUCUCAAGUUAUAAACAAGAUUGAUCCAUCCUUGCAGGGAGACCUUCAACCAGCAUGUGCUCUCCACAAGCUGUUAGAGAAGAUGGUUGAGAAAUUUUGGAGAAUUUCCCCGGAAAAGGUUUUGAUGACACUGAUUGGGCUUCUUGUUGGUGUGGAAGAAGAGGAUGAUGACCUUUUAUCAGAAGAACGGUUAUUUGAUAAAGGGGAAAUGAAUACUUACAGGGACAACUUAAACUUCUUUAGACUUGUUUCCAAGACUCUAAAGAAAACUAUUGAAAUGUUCAGCAAACGAGAGAAUUGCUCUGUUAGUGCACAAGGAUGUGGAGAUAGUUCAGAACAUGGUGACUCUUUAGAAGCACUGAAAAGAUCUCUUGUAGGUGCAGCUAUUGACUUUUCAUCGAGAUUAUGUAAAUAUAAAGCAUGGUCUCUAUCUACACCUUUUAAAGAUUCAGCCACUUAUUCUAGAACUGUAACUGAAUUAAGUAAAGCUUUGUUGUUUCUGAAUUGUUGUGAAGGCAGUGUGGUUGCCCAGGAUCCCCAUCUCCAGCAGCUUCGAGAAACAAGUCAAUCAAUUCUCAAUACAAGUUGUGUUAAUUAUUGCAUCGCCAACAUAAUUACAUAAUGCUUCAUAAUUACAUAACCUUUCUCCUUCCGUUGCCCAAGUUUGCUUACUGUGAAAGUACUACAUCAGUGUUCAUUUGUUUCAAAGUCUUCAUUGACUUCAGGCACCUGCUACAGCUCACAUACAUGUAAAUCAGGAUUUUAUAAUAAAGGUGGCUUUUGGUCAAAACUGACUCAAAAUACUCGCCAUCUAAUCUCCAGGAGCAUCAUGAUUUUCAAGAUAAUUUACAAGUAAAUUACAAAAGCAGUUUACACAUGUAAAACCAAACCAAUAUACGUUUCAGUUGUUCAGGGUCUUGAUGGAUAAACAGCCACUGCGUCUUAUAAACGAGCUAUACUAUAUACCGGAAAAAACACCAUGUUAUACUGAAUACAGAAAACACCGGAAAAGCUUUAUCCUAACUCCCCGCACACAGAGGAUCAGGCUCCAUUUUACCUAUUUAGGGUGUUUUCUGGUAUUUAGUGUGUUUUCCGGUAUUUAGUGUUUUUUGGUAUUCAGCAUAACAUGGUGUUUUCCGGUAGAUUUCUGGUGUAUAGUAUUGUGGUUAUAAACUGUUUUAUUUCAAACUUAAAUACUUAAAGAGCCUUCACAAGAGCAACCAAUUAAGUUUGUUUUCUAAUUAGUCCCCUCCCUCUUCCAUAAAAUAGGAAGUAAGUUUUUUUUAUAACAUGUUCGUGUACUUAAAGAAGAAAAGUUAAUAUUGAUGUGGCUGUAUACAAUUAAAUAUUCAAGUCUGUACAACAUGAAUUUGUCCAAAGAGACAGCAUACCAGUAAAUAUCAUGUCCAUUUAACAUAAUUUUUGUUUUUUAUUUUAUUUAUUGUAUAUUAUGAUUUGUCAUGUACAUUGUUUGACUUGUGUACAGGUAAUAUAUUUGAUAUGAGUACUGACUUUUUUUAAAAUUUUAUUUGUCUUCUAAUAUUCAUGAAAACUCAAAAUUGACAAGAGUAGGUCGUAGUGCCGCUGUUCGGACAAAAUUUCCCUUGUAGCACACUGUAUGGCAUAUGUCUGUCUUCAUUAGCCCAGUAUAGGAGCAGAACAAUAGGAAGUUAAACCCAUUUCAUAUCAUUUCAUAUGAUUAUUCCAAUUGGAGCAAAAAAUUAGGACGUAAAACCCCACUUCAUUUCAUUAUAAAACAUGUAGGCUUUGUCCCCAACAUGGAAAGUCCUGGAAGUAUUCUAACUUUGACUUCUAUUUUCAGAGUCCAGUGUCUUUAGCUCACAAUUACCCAAAAACAGAAAAUGAAAAUAGUUGUUAAACAUUUGUUUUUAUAUACAAAGAACUUAUUGAAUAUAACAAAUAUACACAUCAUUUCGUUCCGAUAACUAUCGAUUAUUAACUAUGAAUAAUUGCAUCAAUUAUGACGAGUAAAAUAAACUGUUUAAUAUCAUAUGAUACAAUUUAUAUGGAAAACAAUCACUGGUUUAUACACAUAUAGCACAACGUUUCGACAAGUAUUCUCUUGUCGUUAUAAAGCAUUUUUCGAAACGCUAUGCUAGAUGUGUAUAAACCAGAUAUUGUAUUCCCUAUCAAUUGUAUUGUGUUUUUUUUUAUUGUGCUCAAUCGCUGACUGCCACUCAAAGAUUGAUGAAUAUAGUUUAACAUGUUUAUAAUAUUAAUAUAAUACACAUUGUUAUAGUAAUUAUUUUCUCGUACAUGUAAGUCAGGUCGCUAUAUUGUUAUAGUACUUAUUUUCUCGAACUUGUUAGUCAUCUCGCUGUAAUUAGCCAUGUUGUAAGAAUAAACAAUGAUAUGUAAAAGUUUACCCCCCCCCCCCCC
Messenger RNA from Patella vulgata (common limpet), 7611 nucleotides. Its product is annotated as thyroid adenoma-associated protein homolog. The coding region runs from base 116 to 5833 and encodes 1905 amino acids. Gene Ontology annotation, biological process: tRNA methylation. NCBI's taxonomy places the organism in Eukaryota, Metazoa, Mollusca, Gastropoda, Patellidae. The transcript has 2 exons. Gene Ontology annotation, cellular component: cytosol. The record is from RefSeq and is a predicted model, not a curated record.